Parathielavia appendiculata is the source of this 1336-nucleotide messenger RNA. RefSeq lists its product as uncharacterized. The coding region runs from base 363 to 1103 and encodes 246 amino acids. The record is from RefSeq and is a predicted model, not a curated record. The transcript has a single exon. Lineage: Eukaryota; Fungi; Ascomycota; Sordariomycetes; Sordariales; Chaetomiaceae.
AUCCGCCUCAUCCGUACGGAGUACUUAUACCUUAACGUUACUGCCAAUGUUAUUAAGGGCGUGAGCAGGUUGUCUUGUAGGACUUGGCUGAUGUCACUGGCGGCUGGGCAAAUGUCGAAGUUUCCUCGUUCUCUGGGUACCCACGUGUGCUGUAGCGUUGCAUGGCUCGACUUGACAUCUGGAGGAAGACCGUCGAUCAAAAUCGAAUGUGACAAUCACCAAGUCUUGGCGCAUCACUGGCGUUUUCAAACGGCGGCUCACAGAACGUUUCCGGGAUGAGGCCAUACUCGACGAACACGACAGGAUGCUUGAUGCAAACUCAGAAGUGAUGGCAAAUCAAGCUCUCAUUUUCGUGAACCGUGAUGAGAAAAGGCGAGACGGUUUGUAAACAAAAUCUCGUACCCAUCAUUGUCGUCACCCCGUAUCCGGAGACAUCCUCGAGUCGCCGUUGGGGGCCAAACGUGCGUUCAAAAGUUACCGUGGUGUCCCGUAUCCUGCGCACAUCAGAAUUUGUCGGCCAGUGUUUUGUUUACAUGUUGACCCUAACCCCGAAUAAUUCGAACAUCUUUGCCCCUGAGCUGGGGACCGGAAUACGGGAGAACAAGCGACGCCAGAACACCGAUGCGAAUUCCAUUUCUUCCAGCCUACCUCACGUCGGCUCAGCUAUUCUUUGCCGGGCGUUGGAACCGCUGUCCGUCUUCUGUCCCUCGUUCGCUCUGCCGCUCGUCAUUCUUUACCUAAGUAUCUCCUUCGGACUGCUCUGCCGCUCGGCGGCGGGAAGCGGGAAGGCAAGGGGUAUCGGAUCUGGUGCCCUUGAAUUGCCGCUGUUCUCGAAACCGCCUCAGGUUCAGUUCGCCGGCUUCAACUUCCUCAACAAAUCCAAUCUUUUUCAAGCCACUCUUCUUGUUAUAGCGCGUAUUGGCCCUAGGCAGGAACAACUGUGCCGCUUGCACCGCCGAUGCAGGUGUGGAAAAGGGUCGUCUGGACGACACCGGACGCUUCAGCGUGGCUUCCUUCAAGGUUCUUGGCUUCCAGGUUGCCUGUCCAGGAGCGCAACGCAGCCCAGUUUUUUCUUUAUAGCAGCCAGCAGCGCCCGCUGCUGAGUGGCCCGCCCUGGUCCGUCUCCUGAGGAACUGGGGACAUUCCCCGCCGAGCCACAGCAACAACAUCCCGUCAGCAAGCAGCCCAGCAGGGUUGCCAAUAGCGACACUCGAAAAUCCGCGACACUCGAAAAUCCGUCCGAACUGAGCCGGUAUUCUCGCGAAACCGUCCAGCCGCUCGUACACACACACUGUAGGUUUUCUCUUCUCUUGUCACACUUCAAUAGCGGCUCUGC